CCCUAAUACGCCCCCUCGAGAUGAUGGCUCUUCUAGCCAUUGAUCUCGAUAUGUUUGGGCAUGGAUUGGCGGGCCAAGUAUUGGGCCGGACCGAUGUGGAUCGGGUUGAGUAUGUGCGAAUCGGGCUCUGAUACCAUAUUAGACUGUGGG
This is a messenger RNA of Arabidopsis thaliana (thale cress), 150 nucleotides long. Its product is annotated as F-box associated ubiquitination effector family protein. Lineage: Eukaryota; Viridiplantae; Streptophyta; Magnoliopsida; Brassicales; Brassicaceae. Bases 24 to 131 code for a protein of 35 amino acids. The transcript has a single exon. The record is from RefSeq and is marked reviewed.